This is a messenger RNA of Nicotiana tabacum (common tobacco), 1296 nucleotides long. Lineage: Eukaryota; Viridiplantae; Streptophyta; Magnoliopsida; Solanales; Solanaceae. The record is from RefSeq and is a predicted model, not a curated record.
AUGCCGGUACCAAAGAAGGAUGGGAAAGUCAGGAUGUGCGUCGAUUAUCGAGAUCUGAACCGAGCGAGUCCUAAGGAUGAUUUCCCGCUACCCAGUAUAUACAACCUGAUCGAUAACUAUGCCAAGCAGGAACUCCAAUCCUUCAUGGAUUGCUUCAUCACGCCAUGGGAAUACUACUACAAGAUGAGGCCAUUUGGUUUGAAGAACGCCAAGGCAACUUACAUGAGGGCCAUUACUACUCUCUUUCAAGAUAUGAUACAUAAGGAAAUAGAGGUGUACGUGGAUGAUGGCAUCAUCAAGUCUAAGACGAGUUCAGAUCACAUAGCAGACCUGAGAAAGUUUUUGGACCGACUACAAAAGUAUAAUCUGAGGUUGAAUCCUACAAAAUGUCCUUACGGAGUCCCUGCAGAUGGAGCCUUUGGUUGCGUAUUGGGACAACAUGAUGAAACUGGAAGGAAAGAGCAAGAAAUAUACUAUCUGAGUAAGAAGUUCACGCCUUACGAAGCUCAGUACUCUUUGUUGGAACAUACCUGUUGCGCCCUGACGUGGAUAGCCCAAAAGUUGAGACAUUGUUUUUAUGCAUACACCCUAUAUAUCAUAUCAAGGAUGGAUCUGCUAAAAUACAUCUUUCAGAAGCCUAUUCUACGAGUAUCUUUCGUAAGAGAGGAUAUCGACGAGGCAUAUGAAGGCUGGAGGAUGUUUUCCAACGGAGCCGCAAACUUCAAAAGAGUGGUCAUCAAAGCUAUUUUGGUAUCAGAAACCGAUCAACAUUAUUCGGUAUCCAUCAAGCUCAGGUUCCCGUGCACCAACAAUAAAGUGGAAUACGAGGCUUGUAUCUUGGGACUCAGUUCGUCCAUCGACAUGAAUAUUCAGGGAUUGGUGGUAAUUGGAGAUUUAGAUUUGCUUAUACAUCAGGUACUUAGAGAAUGGGCCACCAAGAACACCAUGAUAUUUCUAUACCUAUACUGUGUGCAAGAUCUUAUCAAGAGGUUCUCAAAGAUAGAGUUUAAACAUGUUCCUAGAAUUCAGAACAAGUUCGCUGAUGUGCUGGCUAACUUGCCUUCCAUGAUACAACAUCUAGACAAGAACUUUAUUGAUCCCAUCCUAAUAGAAAUUAGUAAGCAGCAAGCUUAUCAUGCUCUUGUUGAAGAAGAGUUCGAUGGGAAUCCAUGGUUUCCCGAUAUCAAGGAGUACUUAGAAAAAGGAGAAUACCGCAAAAAAUGCUACACACACGCAGAAGCGCACGCUUUGGAGAUUGGCCAACCACUUCUUUUAGAGCGGAUAAAUUCUGUAUAG